Molecule: messenger RNA, 4023 nt
Organism: Cryptomeria japonica (Japanese cedar)
Lineage: Eukaryota; Viridiplantae; Streptophyta; Pinopsida; Cupressales; Cupressaceae
Exons: 9
Coding region: 555-3491 (978 amino acids)
Source: RefSeq, a predicted model, not a curated record
AACACGUAAACCUCAAACUCAUGCACUGUUUCACUGUUAUUGGAAUUCUAAAAGCUUAAAAAAUUCAUUGAAAAUCGUUCUCUGAAUUACACAGUUCUAUCCCAUCUGUAGAAUUUUUAAUAAAAUCAUUUGCGAAACCCUUUGGAACAGAGGGUAAUAACUAUCCCUUACCCUAGCGAAAGAUAAGGAUAAUCUUCAGGCGGUUAAUUGACGGUGUGCGGGAAACCAGGCUGUGAUUAACCGCAGAAUAUAGUCGGCCGACCGGCGAGAUUUUCCCGGCAAAGGAUAUCACAUUAAAAUCAUAUUUGAAAAAACCCCUAAAAACUCCAUAGAUUUAUGGACUGAAAGAAAGAUAUACAUAUAGUUACAAGAUUAUUGGUAUAAUUUUAAUUUUAAGUGGUUAAGGGAAAAACAUAUUUUGCAAGAUUGGCAGACUCUGAGGAAAAAAAGGAAAAUAUAAGCAGACUCUGAGGCGGAGAAGUAAAUAGAAAGUUUCGAGCUGUUUUGCAGGAGUGUUUUGACUUUUAUGAGCUUCUUUUGUGGAGACUGUGCUGAUGGCUGAUGGAAGUGUAAGUGCUGAUUUUAUGAAUAUGUCUGAUUCUGCCCACAAUGGAACAAAGAUGGAAAUCGAUGGGUUUCCGUCAAAUACCCUAGUCAGAGUCACAGUUGAAGAAAGCAUUGAAACAAAAGAGUGGGUAUUGCCUUCAAACACUGCCUCUGGAUCUGUCGACCAAGUAAUAGGUGUGCAGCCUGUUGCUGGUGUUACAAAUUUUUAUCGUGAAGAGAAUACAGUUUUGACUGAGAAUGCAAGUGCACCUGUGCAGCAAGAUGAGUUGUCCCAAGAUGACAUGUUCAGUUUUGACGAAUUAUCAGCUGUUGACAGCCAGGCAGAACAACAGGUUAUGGAUACAGCUAUGCGCAGUGCUGAUGUUGCAACAUCAUUGUCAGGACAUGGUUAUGAACCAUAUCUUAGUAGUGGUGAAAUAGAUGGUACAAUGCCUGUUUCGGGUGAAAGGUCUGAAAUGGGCCCGCAUGAAACAGAAGUACAAGAUAUUUCCUUGAAAUUUAUAGGUGGAUCUGUUGAUUUGGUUGGUCAGCAGACAAAUGGACAUUUGUGUGACAAGGGAAAGGGAGAAGAUCUUGAGGGUACAGCACCAUUAAAUAAAUCCAGUGUUGACAUUGAGACAAAUAAUGGGCCUUCUUUGAUUGAAGAAGAUGCCUUUCCUGGGCAAGAGUUGAUUGGAACCUCUACUUUGGAAGGACCCACACAUGAAAAUCUGCAGUUUGAAGAUGCUGUGAAGACUGAUGUGCAUUUAACUAAGGGAUCAGGGGAAAUUAAUGAUCAGCAAACAAAUGAAGUUUUUGAGAAAGCACAUACUUUAACAGAGAAUCAUCUGCAGACUGAAUCCAUGACAAAUGAUGCAUAUCAGCUAAAUGAGGCUCAUGAGGAAGUAAAUCUUUCUACUGGGAUGACCUCACAGAAUGAAUCGGUUAAAUAUGAUACUGACCAGCUAACAAGUGAGCUGCCUGCAGUGGUAGUUACUUCAACUGAGGAGUCUCUAAGGUCAUCUGUUGCAACAGAUGAUUCAAAUGACGAAAACAAACAGCCAAAACAUUUUACUAAUAAUGCAAUUAUAAAUUCAAGUGAGUGUUGUAGUGAAGACUUACCUAAAGAAGUUGAAUGCCAAUCUUAUCUAAAGCAAUCACAAAUGACAAGACUGAAUGAACAAAUGAGUGUGUCUGAUGAGAAAUAUCUUGAAACGUCAGCAAUGAAAACAGAAGAGGACACUCAUCUUGAACAAUCAGAAAUAGUAGUCAAAAAUGACAAAGAGGGAUCCCGGUUCACACAAGAGAUUGAAAUGCCAUUGAUGAAAGAAGAGGAAGUUUUUAAUAAAAUGCAGCCUGAAAAGAUCCCAGAUGCUAUGCAAACUGCACUAGGAAAUGAUCUACAGUCAAAAAGUGAGGAUAUCAAUCAAAUUCCUACUUUCAAAAAGAUUGAGUCCCAGGAAAGGCAAGUGUGUUUGUCUGAUUCUUCUGCAGGAACCAAUGAACCAUCAGCAAAUGUGACACAGAAAGAAAAAAGUUUGCCGGAUAUGCUGAAACAGACAGUAAUUACCAAAGAAGAUAUUGUUUCUGUGGAUGCUAAUCCUCUACAAGAAGAAGAACAAUCAAAAAAUGUACAGCAGAUAGGAAAUGUUGUAGAGAAUAUGUCCAGUCACAUGCCGAUCUUUCAUGGAACCAUCGAGUCGCAUGUGGAGCAUAUUGAAGAUAGAGAUCGUCAUUACUACUGCACUUUGCAGGAAGAACAAAGACAGUUGGAAUUGCUUAAAGGUCGGAAGGUUGCAAAGAGAUUUGGGAAGAGAAAGUAUAUGGGUGAAGUUAUUGGAUAUGAUCCUGCAUCAAAGUGGUUUAAGGUUUUAUAUGAAGAUGGGGACGAGGAGGAGCUAGAAAAGCAUGAAGUUGAUGCUAUUCUAAUAUUGCAUGGGGAAGAGGCAUCUGUUUCUCGUAAAAGACAAUUAUCUCCAACUAGUAUGGAUCAUGAGGAAUCCAACAGGUCUGAAAGGAAGUCCAGAAAGGUCGAUGGAGAUGGAGCUCCAGGGAGACAAAGGAAAACAAAAACAUUGAAAGACGAGACUCCUGGUCCCCAUCAAUUGUCAAAUACGAAGAAGCGAAAGUCUAGUGCAGCUAAAUCUAGGGGUAAGAGCAAGAGUCCCAAGACAACUAUGCGUAAGGGCCGGAAAGGAACUGGUAAGUCAACAUCAACCAAAAAAUCUGUUGGAAAGAAGACUACUGCAAAGAAAUCACAAUCCAGUCAGAUUAAGGGGCAGCAAAAAAGUGAUGUAAAAGAGAAAUCAUCAAAGAAUGAAGGCAAACAAGAUUCAGCCAAUCAGCAUGUGGAUGAUGUGACGAGAAAACUGAAAUAUGGUUCAACAAAGAAGAAAACACCUACAAAGGCAAAACAAAAAGCCAAGGAGAUAACUAAGAAAGGUAAGGAAGCAGAGACGCCUCAAGAUUUAAUGACUACUAAGCCAGAAGUCGAUGCACCUGGUCGCAAACGGAAAGCAGUUACUGAGCUUCAGAGUGGCUCAUCUACAGUGAGCACCAAGCGCACAAAGAGGUCUAAGGUUGUGAAUGAUUUGGAAUCUCCACCUGAGAAGAAAACACAGUCGAUAAUGAUUUCAGAAGAUACUUCUCAACUUCCGUCACAAGCUGAGGAGGAUAAGGCUCAGACCGCCAUCCCACCAUCCACUGGGAAGAAAGGGGGAAGGGGAACUGACUUGGUAGGGAGGAAAGUCAAAAAAGAUUUUGGAAGAAAACUCUACGGGGGAGAAGUUGUAGGGUAUAAAGUGUUUUACAAGGUUAAGUAUGAGGAUGGAGACAGUGAAGACCUUACUUGGAAAGAGUUAGAAUCUAUAUUACUCCCUGAAGAGGAGCAGCAUCAAGGGACCAAACAUAGUUCUGCCAGGUCAAAGGGAAAGAAAAAAAACUAGGGGCUGUUUAAAUCCAUGUUUUGUAGGCAAAUUUAUGCAUCUGCCGAAAUAUUUGGCAGGAAGAGCUAUUAUUGAGAGCGAUCCGUGGUUGUAGUUGUCAAUAAACAUUUUGUGCUUUGUAAAUUUGGUAGUAUCUUUUUUUAUGGGAUUUGAUGGGGAAACAUGUGAACAAGUUUGCUUGAUCUUUCCCAAGGAGGUACAAGACCUUAAAUGCUUCGAAUCAAAUGAAAGUCUAAUGGUUGUAUUAAGGUUCGACGCAAUGCCUGCUGUCUAUGAGCAUUAUAUGCUGUUCCGUUGUGUUGGUCAGAUGACAUGUAUAUGCUAUUUUAUGGCUUUUUGAGGAAGGAAUGCCAUCAAUGGCAGUGACCUGUUGCGGAAUAUAAUAUAGUGUGGUUUAGGAACUUCAUCGGGGUUUUCCAUAGGCAGUGGUGCUGCCUUGUAUCUUUUUGUUCAUUUACAAACUAAUAUCUCCAUUGCCUACUGUAAUCAAUGUGGCCUCAAGCAGUAUUCUGAAUUUUCAGUUUUAAAGACA